AUGAAUAAAGCUGAUCCAUUGUGUGUCCAGUUGUUAAAAAGUUUAAUUCUAUGCAGCGAAAAAGCUGCCGUAAUAGCCCGUACAAUUAAAAGACAAACUGGUAUCUUUCAAACACUUGUUCAAGUGAAAGAUUCAACUGAGGCUAAUUUAAGAUUCAGCGUAGAUGUCAAAACUUUGGCCGAUGUAUUAAUUCAAGAAGUUGUAAAGUACGACCUAAAUUUACUUUUUCCUGGAUUCAAUAAUUCGGUGUUUGGUGAAGAAAAUAAUCGUUUUUCUGGUAGUUCCGGUAAAACAGUGACAAUUCAACUAUCUUCUAGAGAAAAUCUCGCUGAUCUUUUAGUUGAUGUUUUAGGCAACGAUUUAGAUUUUGCAAAUCAAUUAAGUGAAAUUUGUUUUCGACCGCUAGAAUCGUUUCAGACACAAUUUUCAGUGUGUAAUAUUUGGGAAGAUUUGAUCUCCAAUUGUAAUUCACUAUUUAAAAUAACCGAUAUAAAAUAUUCUGAUAUUGGAACAUUUGGUGUAUGGAUCGAUCCAAUAGACUCAACAGCUGAUUAUGCUCAAGAUCAAUUUGAUAAAUUUCAUUUUAUUUCAACUAAUUCAUCAUCUACUCAUUUAUCUGGUAUAGAAUUAGAUAAUCUAAAUCAAAUUAAUCAUUUUUUUGAUAAUCCAACAAGUUUAAUACGUUUCUAUCAUGGUAGUCUUAUUAAUGUUACAAUUUUAUUAGGUUUAUUUGAUUAUUCAAAUGGUUUACCAUUAAUUGGUGUUAUAAAUCAACCAUUCUAUUUAAAUAAUAUAAUCAAUUCACUUAAUAAUGAUAAUCAUUUAUCAACUGAUGAAAUAAAUUCAUUGUAUAAUUAUGGAAGAAUAUUUUGGGGUUUCAAUAUUAUUGAUUCUGGAAAUUCUUUACCUAUUACUAAAUAUUCAAAUAAUUGUUCUAAAUCAGCUUUAUUGAAUCCUUUGGAUAAUUUAAAUUCACCUAAAUAUCUACAUUUUCCAGAUAAUUUUUUUGAUGUACUUUGUCCAGAUCGUGUAUUCAAUGAAGAGAAACCAAUUUUAAAACUUGCUUGUAGUUCUGUAGAAUUUAGUCGUUUGACUAAUUUAUUCCAUAACUAUAAAGAUGCCAAUCAAGAUUUAGUCAAUGUUGUGUUUUUGUCAUCAUCCGGAGCUGGUUUUAAGCAAUUAUGUGUGAUAUUAGAUCAAGUGGACGCAUUUAUUUUAAUGGAACCAAAUACAUUUAUAUGGGAUACAUGUGGACCACAUACAAUCAUGAAUUCAUUAGGUGGUGGUAUUAUUCAAUUAAAAUAUGCAUUAAAUUCUAUUAAAUUAUUAUUAUUACAAAAACAAUUAUCAAAUAAUUACAAUAUAAUCAUUCAAUUAAUAAUGAAUGAUUUACAUAAAUAUCAAAUUAAUUACAAUAUUAUAAAAUCAUCAGAAGAGAUACAAACAGUCAACUCGGUCAAUCUUUCCAAAUGUUGCAAUCGUAAUGGCUUAUUAGCUUAUCGUAAUCCAUUGAUAGCUAGUCAAAUUCUUCUUCAUAUUGUAUUAAAUCAAAAAUAGAAACAUUCAACAAUAGAUUCAUACACAUACACAUAGAGACAGGUAAAGAAGAAAAAGUUUAGUAAGGAACUGUGACACAUUUCUUUCUUCGUUUUUUUGUUAAAUCACAAAUGGAUCAUUGUCCUUUUUAACCAUAGAAACAAGAAGAAAAAAGAAAAAGAAGAAGAAGAAUAUAAGUAACAUAUUUCGUUUUUCUCUCAUUCCAUGUAAUAAACAAUCAUAUAUCAUUAACACAGUGUGAUUAUGGAUUGAUUAUGGAUUAUUAUGUAAUUCAUUAUUACCUUAGUCACAAAGAGAAUAAAUUAACCAAGUAUUUAUGAUCAACGUAACUAAAUGAUGAUUAGCGUUGUGUUCUUUUUUUCUAGCGAGUUAGUUUUCUAUGAGAUAGAUUCACUAACCCCUAUGUCCAAUCCUCCUCUUUUACUUGCGAUUGAGAUCAGGAUCGGCAGUAACUCCAGAAAAGCUAUACGUAGAAUUAUAAAUGAUGAUAACUUAUCAAUAAAUCAUGAUAGAUGUUAAAUAGAAUGGAUACAAUUGAUCAUCAUUCAAUAAAUAAUAGAUCAAUAAUUUACAAAUAUUCAAUCAAUAAUUCUAUACACAUGAGGUUAUUGUAUUGAUCGUUUAUUAUGCAGUUUUAUUUUGUUCUUUAUCAUAAUGAAUUGAUCAUUAUUUUUGUUGUUGUUG
This is a messenger RNA of Schistosoma curassoni, 2241 nucleotides long. Lineage: Eukaryota; Metazoa; Platyhelminthes; Trematoda; Strigeidida; Schistosomatidae. The record is from the annotation of a GenBank genome assembly.